This is a messenger RNA of Manacus vitellinus (golden-collared manakin), 692 nucleotides long. It is a transcript of the gene TP53RK, whose product is annotated as TP53 regulating kinase. Lineage: Eukaryota; Metazoa; Chordata; Aves; Passeriformes; Pipridae. The transcript has 2 exons. The record is from RefSeq and is a predicted model, not a curated record. The coding region runs from base 1 to 558 and encodes 185 amino acids. Gene Ontology annotation, biological process: protein phosphorylation. Gene Ontology annotation, cellular component: cytosol; EKC/KEOPS complex; nucleus. Gene Ontology annotation, molecular function: ATP binding; protein serine/threonine kinase activity.
AUGGGCGAGGGGUCCCCGGGCGAGGCGGAGCCUGAUCCGCGGGAAUGGGUAGCCGCGCGGGAAAGCGGGCUGGGGCAUGGGAUUCCAGCUCCAGCUGUCUACUUCGUGGAUUAUGUCACCAACUCCAUUUAUCUUGAAGAUAUUGUAGACUCAGUUACAGUUCAAGAUCAUAUUUACUCUGUACAGCGGAGUGGAAAUGAUACCAGCAGCCUCCAGGACUUAGCAGAGAAGAUGGGUGAGCUGUUAGCAAGGAUGCACGAUGAAGAUAUUAUCCAUGGGGAUCUCACAACUGCCAAUCUCCUUCUGCGACCACCCGUGGAGAAGCUGGACUUGGUGUUGAUAGACUUUGGACUCAGUUUUAUUUCAGGUCUUCCAGAGGAUAAAGGAGUCGAUUUGUAUGUUCUGGAAAAAGCCUUCAUUAGCACUCAUCCAGAUACUGAAGUGAUGUUUAAAGCUCUGCUGAAGAGCUAUGCUGCCACAUCUAAAAAAUCUGGUCCUGUGAUCAAAAAGCUGGAUGAGGUGCGACUGAGGGGAAGGAAGAGAUCCAUGAUUGGGUAGAAGAGGGCAGGCUUAGGGAUGGGGAAAUAUUACCUUCUGCAGAUAGGGCUAUUUAUAUUUCUAGUUGGGUUUAUUUCACAUAUCACUAUUUUGAUAACUGUGUCUUCAAAUAAAUAAAUUUGAACGAGUUUAAG